AUGUUUGAUACAUUCGCAAGGCUCUUAUCUUCGAUCCCUACCUUCCUCUUCCCCGUUUUCGCCUCCUAUAAAGCCCUCAAGACUUCGGACCCCGCCCUUCUCACACCAUGGCUCAUGUACUGGGUCGUACUAGCCUGCGCAUUACUAUUUGAAUCAUGGACUGGAUUCAUUCUAUACUGGAUCCCAUUCUACUCUUGGAUCCGCCUCGGCUUCCUCCUCUACCUCAUCCUCCCGCAGACGCAGGGCGCCAAAGUCCUAUAUCAAGAACACGUCCACCCCUUCCUCCACGAAAAUGAACUCGCUAUUGACGAUUUCAUAUCCUCCGCCCACGACCGUGCCAAAGCAGCCGGCCUAACAUACCUCAAGCAUGGCAUCGAGUUGAUCAAGCAACACUUGCUCGGGAUCCCCCCGAAAGAGCCAGCGCCACCUAGUAGCCCAUCUAAGUUCAGCUAUACUCAAAGCCUCAUGGCACGUUUCAACCUCCCCUCCGCACGCCCAGCCUUCCCUGCAAACGCAGCUAGUACCGCGACGGAUUUCUACACUCUCCUCGCCUCGGCCGUCACAGCAGCCACCGCAACUACCUCCAUAAACCAAGCCCCCGAUCUCUCCAACUCGGGAACCCUGAUCCCCCCCACUGUCCACGGUGAGGACCGCCUAUCGUUCAUCUCAGCACAACGCGAGCGACUCUCCAUCCUGCUCUCAGCUCUCGACAAAGAAGCCAAUACCCUCCAAUCCAGACCCGCCCCAAGACACAUACCCAGCAUAUCCUUUGACGGUACCGGGGGAGGUAGCGAAGAGGAAAUGGCGGAUGACAGGUCGAUGAGUGAGCUUAGAAGUCGGAAGAGCGAGGCUGAUUUUGAGAAGAUCGAAGCAGAGAGCGGCACUGAAGAUGUUGGAAAGCAGAGACAGAGUAGUGGUGGAGGGAGCUGGAUGCCUUGGAGUUGGGGCGCGCAGACGGCAGAGGCGCCGGUUGAUUCUGUGAUAAGUGGAAGUGAAAGUGAACUGGUGAAUAGUGGGAAGAGCUCAGGUGUCGAUGCAUGA
This is a messenger RNA of Lachnellula hyalina, 1041 nucleotides long. RefSeq names its product Receptor expression-enhancing protein (gene REEP4). The coding region runs from base 1 to 1041 and encodes 346 amino acids. The record is from RefSeq and is a predicted model, not a curated record. The transcript is spliced from 3 exons. Lineage: Eukaryota; Fungi; Ascomycota; Leotiomycetes; Helotiales; Lachnaceae.